Molecule: messenger RNA, 3673 nt
Organism: Magallana angulata
Lineage: Eukaryota; Metazoa; Mollusca; Bivalvia; Ostreida; Ostreidae
Product: G1/S-specific cyclin-E-like
Exons: 11
Coding region: 162-1484 (440 amino acids)
Biological process (GO): G1/S transition of mitotic cell cycle; regulation of cyclin-dependent protein serine/threonine kinase activity
Cellular component (GO): cyclin E1-CDK2 complex; cytoplasm; centrosome
Molecular function (GO): cyclin-dependent protein serine/threonine kinase regulator activity
Source: RefSeq, a predicted model, not a curated record
GGGAUAGAGUGUCGGUAGGGGGCACCUUAUUACGCUACGGUCUGCCGAGGAGAGUGGAUGCACUAAAUUAUUGACGCGACAGUUUUUGACUUACGACAUUUUUAACAAUGAAUUAAGUCGAAGGAAACAUAUUUGAUCAAUCUGCCUCUCGGUCGACAACUAUGUCGAGAAAAAGUGCACGAUUGCAGUCCAAAAUAAAAGAAGAAGAAGACUUCGAAAAUUGCAAGAAAAUAAAAAGGAAAAGAAAGGCAGAUGAAGCAUUCGAAGAAGAUGCAAAUAUGAGUAGACGAAGUAAGCAAUUUAGAAUAGAGAAUCAAUGGAUACCAAUAUCGGAAAACUCCUCUAUAAACACAUGUACGCUUGUGCCAAGUGAACCAUUGUCUCCUGACUCAGACAUCAAAACUUCUACAGACAUUGUUCUUAGUUCCCAGUUUAGAUUUAGAAAUAUUUGCACAACUGUGUGCAGAUUAUCUCCAUUGCCUACGUUUAGUUGGGCGGAUUCCCAAGAAGUAUGGACUCAAAUGAUUCGAAAAGAAUCUCAGUACCAUCGGGAUCAAAGAGUUUUUGAUAGACAUCCAACUCUACAACCUCGUAUGCGAUCAAUUUUGUUAGAUUGGAUUAUAGAGGUUUGUGAAGUGUACAGAUUACACAGGGAGACCUUCUACCUCAGUGUUGAUUUUAUUGACCGUUUUUUGUGCACCACAGACAAUGUGAUGAAACACCAACUUCAGCUUGUAGGAAUUACAGCACUCUUCAUUGCAGCCAAAUUGGAGGAAAUCUACCCACCAAAAUUAGCAGAGUUUGCAUAUGUCACAGAUGGUGCUUGUUCAGAGACAGAAAUAUUAGAACAAGAACUAGUUAUUUUAAAGGCUUUGAAGUGGGACCUGGCCCCUUUGACGAUAACAGCCUGGUUGAAUGUAUACCUACAAGUGGCAAAUAUUGAUAAUAUCGUGGAAGCAGAACAUGGCUUUGUGUUUCCUCAGUACUCAUCCCACGCCUUUGUGCAAAUUGCAAGGUUGACAGACCUGUGUAUACUGGACAUUGGCUGCAUGGAACAUACCUAUAGUCAGCUGGCAGCUGCCGCCCUCUACCACCUUACCUCAAAAGAAAUGGUGCUUUCUGUGACAGGAUUUGAGUGGGAGGAUCUCGAGCCAUGUGUGGAGUGGAUGGCACCCUUUGCCCGAACGCACAUAGAUGAGGGCUCAGUGGAGGUCAAAUUCUUCCAGAGCAUUCCUGCGGAAGACUCUCACAACGUUCAGAUUCAUGCAGUGGAUUUGAAUAUGUUGGAGAGAGCUCAAGAAUUACAGGAAGAAAUCCACACUCUGUUGAGGGCCAGAAGUCCUGACCCCCAAGCUCAAAUCAUCACCCAACUUACUCCUCCCCACAGUGGCAACAAGAAAUCAAACACUUCCAAAGUGUCCAAUACCUCAUUCAGUUCUAGUGAGUUGGACUCCUUUGAAAAGGAAAACGAAGAGUUCAAAUAAAAUUGCUAUAAUGAUUAGAAGACAGAUUGAUGGGGAAGUUCUCAAGGUGUGCAUCAAGACAGAAGUGUUACCUCAAGAUUUCAACUUUUGAAUCUUUCCCUUUCUCUACCUGAUGACAAAUAACUCCUCAGGAAAAUUAGAAGGAAUUGAAAAAUAGAAGUAUAUUUUGUAUACAAUUUAAAGAAGUGUGAGGACAUGUCUUGUACAAUUUAGUGCUCCAUGUUGAUUGACAUAUUUAACCCGUGUGGUCGAGUUUGUGUUUGACUUGUAGGGUAUUUAUUGUUGAUACUUAUUGUGUGACUGAGUGCAAUGUGUACUAAUACCAGUGUAUAUAAUCUUUUAGUGUGCUUUAGGGCAGGGUAUCCUCUAAGGAUGGUCAGAGGUAUAUAUUACAAGCAAUGCACAUUCAUCGUUUAUUUCCGUAGGCUGAUGCAGCUUUUGCCUUGUAAAAAGGCAUGGGAGUGUUCAUCAAAUUCGAAUGAAUUUAACUUUAACAAUGAAAUUUUAACAAAUCAAAUAUUUGUUGUAUUUUCAAAGUGUUCAACUCACCCAUGUAGGAAAGGGUAAUGAUUUUUUUUGCAAUAUAUGGCACCAAGUUUUAAUAUAAGCUCCAACAUUCAACCAAACUGUGUUCAUUUGAUUCAGUUUACAUUUGUUGAAAGUUUUAAGAUAUGCAAUUCAUGUACUGAAUCAAUUUUUAUUUUAAAGACUUGAUAUUUUUAUUUUCUGUAGUCGGGUAGAGACGCUGCCACAAAUCCACUUGUGUUCACAAUUUCACCAAAUGUGUUCAUUUUUUAAUUUUGUCAGAUGUAUGAAUGUAUGUGUGACUGAGCAAGAAUGUAGAAAGUGAAGGAAAUUGUCAGAGAUUUUAUGGUGAAAAGUACAAGAUAAAUGUGCAAUGUUUAAUCUUUAUUUUACAAGUCAGAAUAUGUGAUUUUUCUCCAUACAUGUAAAUACCAUGUACUACUUUUUGAGUGGAGAGCAUUUCUGUCAAAUCAGUUUCCAAUUUUUUUUUUUUCACUCAAAAUAUAAUCUGAACCUUUUUCCCCAAUAUCUAGCAAAGUCCAACAUUUCAAAUCAUGGGUUUUGAUGGCCAUGCUCUCUACUCAAACUAGAAGUCUAUAAAAAAAAUUUGCUCUUUAUUGGCAUCUCAGUAAAGAGGCCUUGAACAAGAGAACUCAAGAUUUAUGACAGUAUUUACUCUGUAUACACUGCAAUAUUAAUUAUAGUCAGCAGAGAAAGCUCUAACUGUAACAUAGUAUAUUGUUUAUCUUUCCUGUUGAUUGUUUUUUUUUUCUUUACACUGAUGUUAUACCUUUUGUGCAUUUUAAAUAUGGAGUUGAACGAUACUGAUGAACAAUUCUAUGAAUUGAUUUUUUUUUCUCUCUAUGCAAAUAAAAUACUUUCAAAGGCAUCAUCCACUUUAUUGAAAAAUCUCAUUUACUUUGAUAAAUUGAUUUUUUAUCAAUCAUGAAUUUUCAUACAGUAAUCAUUAUGCUCACAGUCUGCAUAUAAUGCAAAUACAAACGGUUUUAUGGGUCUCUGCUUUUAUAUAUGCUUAAAUUUAAAAGAAGGAAAUUGUCAUGUCUCAUCCAUGAAAUGGAAAAAAGAAACUUUCAAAUGAAUAAGAAUUAAAUGUGGUGAAUGGCUGUAUAAGAAUGUUGUGUCCAAUGAAGAUUUUCUGUGAAUUUAUUUAAUAAUUUAUCUGCUGUAAUUUAUGAUUUAUCUGACACAGAUUUAAAGGUAUAUAAUUUAAAUUUAAUCAUAUUAAUUUAUUUUCUUUUAUUUAUCUUUCUUUCUUAAAAAGUAGUAUUCAUAUGUUUAUUGUAUUAUCUUGUACAGCAACAGUAUAGUAUAUUGAAUAUAUAGAAUUAUAUGAAAUACACAUGUAAUAUCAAGCAAAAAACAAAUUGAAAAGCAUUGUGUAUUAAUACUGUAGUUUUUUUUUUAAAUGUAGAGUGACUAGUAUGAUAUUAGUGUGCAUUACAGAAUGUGUACAGCUGAACUUUUUUAUGCAAAACACUGAAAGCAAGUUGAACCAUUUAACAUCAGUUCCUCUCAUACUCAUGUUUAUGUUGUUCUCAUCCUCAAAACAUCACAGUUUGUUAUAGUUAAGUUUUAAAUAUUUGACAGAGCAAGUUUUAGUCAAAUGUAUUUAACAAAAAAGCAAUAAAUGUUGUUGUAAUUAC